AUGUUUAGGUUCUUCAGUACUGUCCCCCGAAAAGUACAUUUGUGCAAAUGGCACAGAAAUUCAACGCUUAAUAACUUAAGGACCUUCCUUUCUCAAGCCUACUAUUGCGAUGAAGUCUGGGACCGAAGACUGAACAGUCCUCUGCUACAAAAGGUAAAUUUGGAUGAAUUAUACUAUGAAUUGGACCAAAGAUACCAAAAGACACGACAAAUAAGUGCUGUUGAUGUAGACAUAUUCACCAAUGCAGUCAAAACUUCAUCAUAUAUGGAUGAAAUGUUGGAUCUUACUCAUAAACUACGACUAUCUGCUGACUCUUGCAACACACUGGAUUCAACCCCUCAUGCAGUUGUGAGGAAUUUGAUGAAAUACGAUCCUACAGAACUGCCUAAUAUAGUAGAUGACAGACUAAAUUUUGGUAUAUUUUUGGAUUACCACACUGCUAACUUGUUACUCGACAAAUAUUGGAAGGAUAAGAAUUAUGCUGCUGGAGCUAGGGUUGCCCAACAGUUCAUGUUACAAGAAGAAAUGGAACAUCCUGCAACUAAAGCAUUAUCUUUAUUACAUUGUUAUAACUAUCUUCUAAAGCCAGAAGGUUGGAGUGUUCCAGAACCUCCCACAGAACCAGAAGAAGAAGUCAAAAUUAGAGUCAAAUACCUUAGAAAUCCAUAUGAUGAUGAUCACUUUGAUCUGAGAGAACCAAACAAAAUUGUAGGAAAAAGUUUAGCAAUGUUCACAAAGCAAUCGAAAGAUCCUCUAAAUAAGUCACUGAAUUUACUGGGUUGGGCUUUAUAUGAAAAACCUGACAAGUUAAAGAGAAGUUUAGAAGAAUGCAAAAGCAACAAUAUUGAGGUAUAUAAAGAAAUAGUUGAUCAAAUACCAGAAUCCCUAAGGGAUGAGCUUCAAGGUGUGAAAACUGAAUCAGCUAAUGUUCAGCAGAUAUUAGAAGACAAUGUAAAAACUGCAGUACAGAAGACAUCUGAAAGUGACAUUGCUGAACAAUGUAAAACAUUUGAAAAAUGGGAGACCGAAAGACAGGCGGCCUUACAAGAACAAAAACAAAGAUUAUCUGUGGCACAGAGACUUUCAAAUAUUGAGGGAUUAAAGAAAGAACUUGAAGAAAAGGAGACAAAACUUUGGUUCUUUGAGAAUGAAGAAAAGAUUGAACUUGGCAUUGAAGCAAAGAAAGUUUACUAUCCAAAGAGGUGGUUUGGCAACAAGAAGAAGCCUAGGAAAGUUGAUGAAGGCUAUGUACCACCAGAAAUUUAA
Acanthoscelides obtectus is the source of this 1266-nucleotide messenger RNA. NCBI's taxonomy places the organism in Eukaryota, Metazoa, Arthropoda, Insecta, Coleoptera, Chrysomelidae. The record is from the annotation of a GenBank genome assembly.